GCUUUCGGAUAUAAAAACGCCAUUCAGAAGUCAUUCGGAAAAGUGUCAUUAAGCCAUUCGGAAAUACAACAUGUUAUUAUGAAAAUAAAUACGAUCCUGUAUUGUGAAAAUGACAGUCAUUAGGAGUGAAUUAUUAUAUACUUCAAAAUAAAAUGAAGUAUUUAUUUCAUUUUGGUAAGUUCACUCCUCCAUAUUCAACGGCAGGUGCCAACAAUCAACAAUUAACGAGACGUUAAAAUAAGCUUGCGCGGUAAAUGAUUUACAAUCAAUAAAUAAUAGCCUAAUAAUAAUAAUACCGAAUGCAAAAUACAACCGCUGUUAAAAUAUUAAUUAAGUAGUCUUAAAACAACAGUGAGCAUUUUUUCUGAAAUAUGCUAUUUGAAUCCGAGGAUGUUGUUGAUUGUGUGGACAAGAAAGGAAGAUGCACAGAUUUUAAAUCACUCAUGGAGGACCAGGUUUCCUCGGUGGUGAGUGUUAGUCCUACGGCUCUUUUCAGGACGCCACAGCACGCAGAAAACACUCGUCCCCGGAUGUCAAAUUAUGACCAGUGGAGCAGCGAGUCGGAGGGGGAGAGGGGUUUGAAUGAGUUUCAGAGGAAGAUGAAAAGAGAACAUCAGCAAGCACUCGCCUGUGUUCACAAGGCUUGCAUCGUUGUGGAGAGAAACCGCAGAAAACGAGUAACGGUAAGCUGUAAUAAACUCCGGCAGCUCCUGCCCCAGGUUUCCGGGGCACGCAGUGACAUGGUUACUGUGCUGGAAAUGACCGUGGCGUUUUUGGAAUACGUUAACCAAGCAACCCUUGAACACCUUAACAGGGAGUGCCUGUUUCCUCCUGAUGAUGUAUGUCGCUGGUGGCUGUCAGAGACUCAUCAGAAAAGAUGGCUGAGCCACAAGCAGGGCUGCAUGGAGCAGAAAACUACCUGCCAUUUCAGGUCCAGAAAGAACUCCUCUCCUUUGAAUGCUGUGCAUAGAGAGAAGCUGAGUGGCCGAGUGAUUCCAAAAGGCCCCCUGAGCACUCCUAGAAUGCUGUCCACCAUUUUGCGGCCACAUGCACCCCUUAAAUUAUAUUAUACCCCCUUCUUCUGGUACUCGCCAACACAAUCACCUGUGACCAGUGGCAACCCACUACAAAUCACCAUGGAUUGCUCCUCUGAGACUGGGUCCAAAGACAAACUUCUCUCCAGUAAACCCACCUCCAUGUCAAAAUGGUUUCGAAACGCCGAACAAGAAUAAAGAAGAAUUGAACAAAAGGAAAGAAAUCCUAACGAUGAUACUAGAUUAAGAAAUGUGAAGAUUGCUUGAACUUCAUCUGAAUGCUUUCAAAAAUAUUUUUAACAUUUGAACGUUUGAACCAGGACUGUACUUGAGAACACAACAAAUGAGUCCAUUUCAAUUCAGGUUAUUGGUAAAUCAAGACCAAGACCAUGGGGAUACUGAGACCAAGAACAUACUUUUUUUUUUUUUUUUUUUGAAGGCUAUCAUUAAACUUGAUUGCCCAAAGUGUAAAUGAUAAUCUAUCUAAAGGCAUAUUUCAGCAAAACUAGCAUGUUUUCACAAUCCCAAACACCACCUUAACUAUUCUACUGUGGAGGGGGAUAGGGGCAUGAUCAUAAAUGAAAAUAUGCAAAUAUAGCUGUGUCAGUGGAUUUGGAACUAGAACGCCAAACUGGAAAUUUGGAAAAUAGCCACAGACAUGAAAUACACCAGUUACUCAUCAAUUAUGACUGUGCUUGUCUUUUUUGCUGGUUUUUAAGAGUGAGCACUAAUUAAGCAUUAGAAAGCACUUAAUGCUAUAAUCAUCCAUAUAACUAUACUGAUUAUAUAAUCAGGAGCUACAUUCCCCACAAGUAAAGAUUGAGUUAUGUAAUGUUAUAAUUGAUAAGAUCAUCUCUACCAAAUUUUCACUGGACAUACCACCUGGCAGACAUGAUCACCACCAGCAGUGCACAGCCAAUAAAAUUCUCUUGCUUUGUAUUGGCACACAGUCAAGGCAUGUUAGAGCAAUACCAACCAGAUAAUUAUUUAGAAUGUACAUAUUUUGUUAAUCCAUCAGAGCUGUAACCUGCUGUCAUUUCUACUGUCUGUUCACAGUUGUAAAAUGACAGCGAGCUGAUGGCACACAGGGUGAGCACAUGUAAAUGUAUCUCCAGAACACCUCAUCACACCUUGUCAUGGGAUGAACUACACAACUCAGCAGCUAGGUUACGUAUACAGACAUCUCAUUAAAUCCCACUUGAAGUCGACUACCCCAGCUGCCCUGGCCUUAGCACCCACCCCCCAUAUAACAGAGACAGGACCACUUUAUA
Anguilla anguilla (European eel) is the source of this 2305-nucleotide messenger RNA. RefSeq lists its product as uncharacterized. Gene Ontology annotation, cellular component: nucleus. Bases 372 to 1232 code for a protein of 286 amino acids. The transcript has 7 exons. Gene Ontology annotation, biological process: spermatogenesis; regulation of DNA-templated transcription. The record is from RefSeq and is a predicted model, not a curated record. Gene Ontology annotation, molecular function: protein dimerization activity; RNA polymerase II cis-regulatory region sequence-specific DNA binding; DNA-binding transcription factor activity, RNA polymerase II-specific. NCBI's taxonomy places the organism in Eukaryota, Metazoa, Chordata, Actinopteri, Anguilliformes, Anguillidae.